Molecule: messenger RNA, 1503 nt
Organism: Ctenocephalides felis (cat flea)
Lineage: Eukaryota; Metazoa; Arthropoda; Insecta; Siphonaptera; Pulicidae
Product: fatty acyl-CoA reductase 1-like
Exons: 12
Coding region: 1-1503 (500 amino acids)
Biological process (GO): long-chain fatty-acyl-CoA metabolic process
Cellular component (GO): peroxisome
Molecular function (GO): alcohol-forming very long-chain fatty acyl-CoA reductase (NADP+) activity
Source: RefSeq, a predicted model, not a curated record
AUGAUUGUGCCAACUAUUCCACAAUUUUUCAAAGAUAAAGAGAUUUUUAUCACUGGUGGCAGCGGAUUCGUCGGAAAAGCCCUAAUAGAGAAGAUUUUAAGGAGUUGCCCUGAUUUCAAAGUCAUCUAUUUGCUUCUGAGAGAGAAAAAGGGCAAACCGAUUGAGGAGCGACUCGAUGACAUUUUACAAAAUGAGUUAUUCAGUUUAGUCAGAGAAAAAAAUCCCAAAGCAUUUAAAAAAGUGGUGGCAGUAUCUGGUGACGUCAGUCAACUUCAAUUGGGUUUAAACGAAUCUGACAAACAAUUAGUACUCAGGUCAGAAAUUGUAUUCCACGUGGCCGCCAGUGUCAGAUUCGAUGAUUCCAUUAAAAAGGCAACCCUGAUGAACACUCGAGGUACUCGUGAAACUAUGGAACUAAUGUUGCAAAUGCCAAAUUUGGUGGUCGGUGUCCACGUGUCAACCACAUAUUGCAACACCGACAAGGAUGUCAUCGAGGAAAAAGUGUAUAGAAACCACGGAGAUUGGAGGGAAGCCAUCAAACUGGCUGAAAACUAUAAUGAUGACUAUGAAUUUGCAAGCCUCACCGAAAAAUGUCUAGGAGGAUUGAGGAAUACAUAUCUGUACACCAAACAUCUGGCUGAAAAUAUCGUAGAAGACUACAGCGACAGACUGCCCUUGGUUUUAUACAGACCAGGCAUUGUCGUGUGUCCAUGGAAGGAACCAAUACCGGGAUGGUUUGACAACAUGAACGGACCUAUAGCUCUGAACAUUGCCGGAGCAAAAGGGCUCUUAAGAGUGAUGUAUACAGGCCCAAAGGUCGUACUGGACUACAUACCAGUAGAUGUAAUUAUCAAAGGCCUCCUGGUAGCAACUUGGAAUAAAGUGACAGAAAGGGAUCCUCAAAGAAAUCUACCGGUCUACAACUGUUCGGUUUACAAUAAAUUUGUGAUAAACCAAGAACGCGCCUACAAAAUCGGGAUUGAAGUGAACUCGAAGAUGCCUUUUAGGACUUUCUGGUACCCAAGGUGCACGUUUAUCGGCAGUUGGACAAAAUUUUGGUUAUUGUUCUUUUUCUACAACAUAAUUCCAGGUUUCUUCGUGGACAACAUUUUAAAAAUCACUGGACACAAACCAAUAUUGAUGAAGAUUCUGCGAAAAAUUUAUGUCGCAAUUUUGGCAGUCGGAUAUUUUACGAACAGAAACUGGGACUUCAAAAGUGACAACUUUUGGGAUUCUCUACAAAAUUUGUUACCUGAAGACAGAAACGAUUUCGACUACGACAUGAAAACCUUUGACGCCUACGAAUUUGCAUGGAACGUCAGGAUAGGAUCAUCAAAAUAUCUUUUGAAGGAGCCAGAAAAUCCUAAGGAAUAUAAAAGAAUUUUCAAAAGAAAUAAAAUUAUAUACUACACAAUAGUGUACGCACUUUUGGGCACUUUGGUCUACUUAGUAUUCUCGUCCAGAUGUUUUAAGAGUAUUGUUAAGGAUUACAUUGCAUUGUAA